AUGAAGGUUGAAAAAUGGAAUGUACCACACUAUAAUCCGAGGAUUUACGAGACAAAAAAGUGGCAGGAAGUCGUUUAUCGUUCACCACUGUUCACUUUGUUCAACAAUCAUAACGUGAUUUACAUUGACAGUCCAGUUGGUACUGGCUACAGUUUCACCGACAACAACCACGGAUACGCAAGAACUGAAUCAAAAAUCUACAAAGACCUAUACUCUGGAUCGCUGCAGUUCUACCAACUAUUCCCGGAGCUCCAAAGCAACCCUCUGUUUAUCACCGGUGAAUGUUACGCUGGUAAAUACAUCCCUGCCUUUUCGUACCUAUUCCACCAGAAGAACCCCACUGCUAAGAUCAAAAUCAACCUGGAAGGUAUCAUCAUCAUCGGCAACGGUUUCGUGGAUCCGAUCAAUCAAAUGAACUUCUGGAACCACUUGCACGAAAUUGGACUGCUGGAUCUGAACGGUAAGGUUAGAUUUAACUUGUACGAAGAGAAAAUAAGGUCCUUGAUCAAAAGCAAUCAACUUACAACCACUGCAGAGGUUCUAGAUGAACUUCUCUUCAAUUUCCCUUCUGUGCUUUCAAAUCUAACUGGGUUCCAAAGCUAUCCUUACAAUUAUUUGGACAACCAAAAUCCAGAUGACUGGAAUGCGUUGGUGGAAUGGAUUCAAAGGCCUGAUGUUCAAUCUGCUAUUCAUGUUAGCGAUCACACUCCUUUCAUGUCAAUUAACCAAACAAUUCUUGAAUACUUGCUGCAUGAAUUCAUGAAAUCAGAAGCUGAUAAGCUAGCUAAGCUGCUUCCUGAUUACAAAGUUGUCUUUUAUAAUAGACAAUUGGAUAUGGUUAUUCCUUAUUCUUCUAUAGAGAAUGUUUUGCUGAAUUUACAGUGGGAAGGAAGUGAUGAGUUAAAAAAUGCUUCUAGAAGUGUUUGGUGGAGUGGGGAUGAGUUAGUGGGGUAUGUUACGAAAGUAAGGAAUCUAAGUGUUGUGCUAAUUCGUAAUGCUGGACAUGCUUCUGGUAUUGAACAACCGAAGUGGGUUUUAGAAGUGAUCACUUAA
This is a messenger RNA of Cotesia glomerata, 1053 nucleotides long. RefSeq names its product venom serine carboxypeptidase-like. Gene Ontology annotation, biological process: proteolysis. NCBI's taxonomy places the organism in Eukaryota, Metazoa, Arthropoda, Insecta, Hymenoptera, Braconidae. The record is from RefSeq and is a predicted model, not a curated record. Gene Ontology annotation, molecular function: serine-type carboxypeptidase activity. The transcript has 2 exons. Bases 1 to 1053 code for a protein of 350 amino acids.